Thalassophryne amazonica is the source of this 673-nucleotide messenger RNA. It is a transcript of the gene mpv17l, whose product is annotated as MPV17 mitochondrial membrane protein like. NCBI's taxonomy places the organism in Eukaryota, Metazoa, Chordata, Actinopteri, Batrachoidiformes, Batrachoididae. Bases 26 to 622 code for a protein of 198 amino acids. The record is from RefSeq and is a predicted model, not a curated record. The transcript has 4 exons. Gene Ontology annotation, cellular component: cytoplasm; membrane.
UCGGUUCUCUCUCAGUUCUCGGAUCAUGAGGAGGGUCUUCGUGCGGCUUCCGUGGCUGACCAACGUCACUCUGUACGGCUGCCUGUUCGCCGGCGGGGAUCUGGUCUAUCAGAGCUUCUCUGGGAAGGACGGAACCGACUGGAGACACACGCGGAACGUGGCCGUCGUCGGCUUCAGUUUCCAUGGCAACUUCAGCUUCUUCUGGAUGCGCUUCCUCGAGCGCAGGUUUCCCGGGAAUUCCGCCGGGAUGCUGAUCCGAAAACUGAUCCUGGAUCAGACCGCAGCGGCUCCUUUGGCCACCAGCGUCUUUUACACCGGUGUCAGUUUUUUGGAGGGCAAAGAGGACGUCAUGAAGGAUUGGAGAGAAAAAUUCUUCAAUACGUACAAGACGGGUCUCAUGUUCUGGCCGUUCAUGCAGUUUUUGAACUUCGCUUUGUCCUUCACCGGAUGCUGCGCGUUCGUCUGGGCUACCUUCCUGUGCUUCUCGCAUCGGAGCGGCGACGGCACCGCCGGAGCAGCUCUGGCCUGGAUGUUCCCCCCGAAAGAGGACAAAGCUGGAUCCACAAAGGUGCACGUGGACUCCAAAGACAGGACGGCGCCAUCCAACCCCACAGAGGACUGAGAUGUGCAGAACCAGUCGUAACCGUCAGCUCACCUGGUGGUGCAGCGUCCU